GAACCAGAGGAGGAGAAAAGAGGGGUGGAAGAAUUUGGCUUCAAGACCUCCAGCCGCCUUCAAACUUCUGGGAUGAGGUGGUGGCUGUUGGUGGCCAGUCUGUGGCUGCUGCUGGUCCUGACCGUCUCAGAUGCCCAGACCAGGAGACCUCGCAACCAGGAUGGAGAGGCUCGCCGAGGGACGAGGAAGAAGGACGGAAUGGGUCAUGGGCGGGCCAGAGCAGGGCACACUAGACCUCCGAGGAUCAGGCUGGUUCCUGGUCCCAGCAUCCCAUUGGAGCCUGGACAAAACCAAGGAAACACUUUGCUCCUGAAGUCCUACAAAAACAUAGAAGAACAGUACUCCACCUACAACGUCAUCCCAGGUAAGCAGGGCCAGUGUGUGUACCAGGGUCUGACCAUGUUCGACCAGGCCGUCUGGUCUCCAAAGCCGUGUGUGACCUGUCUGUGUACCGGAGGGCGGGUGGUUUGUGAUGAGGUCACCUGUCCCAUAACGCACUGCCACUUCCCCUUCACUCCUGUUGGGGAGUGCUGUCCCGUCUGCAUGGAGUCAGACCCCGACCUCAGCCUUGACUUCUCUGGUGAUUCCCCAGUUCCCAGUGACCCCAUCAAGCCUACGACCCCACUGACCCCCGAGGAUAUUCAGCGGAUCCUGUGGCGUGAGGAAGAGGAGCACCGUCAGGAAGAGGAGCGUCUGAGGAAGAAGGAUGACGCCAAGAAGAAGAAGAGGAAGCAGAGGAAGGAGCAGGCGGAGAAACAGCGCAGGAUAGUGGAGGAGAGGAGAAGGGAGGAACAGGAGGCACUGAGGCGGCAGGUAGAGAAAGAGGAGGAGGUGUGGAGGAGGCAGCAGGAGGAACAGGAGAGGAGGAGGCAGGAGGAGGUAAGGAGACAGGAGGAGGAGGACAGGAAGCGAAAAGAUUUUGAGAGAGAAGUGAGGGAAAAGGAAAGGAAGCAAGAGGAGGAAAGGAGGAGGCUGGAGGAGAGGCUGAGGGAAGAGCUACUUGGUCUAGCAGAAGAGGAGGAGGAGCAGGAGGAGGUUUGGCUAAGAGGAGACGUGUUUCAGAUGCUCCCAAAAGAACCUGAAGAACCAGAUCUCCCUGCUCCAAUUCCAAGACCUCCUGUUACAACAGAGGACGAGCUGGAGGAGGAGGAGGAGGAGGAGGAGGAGGAAGAAGGGGAGGAGAGGGUGGUGGUACAGAACAGGAGAAGCCUCCCUCCUGGCUGUGACAUCUCUGACGUCACGGUGACAUGUGAAAACGCCAAACUCACUUACUUCCCUGCUCUGUCCAUCCCUGAGCUCAAGUCUCUCAGUCUGGAGGGCAACAACAUCAGCAGCAUCCCAGCAGAAGCCUUCAACGGCAUCCCCAACCUGGAAUGGAUCAACCUCAAGAAAAACAAACUCACUUCUUCUGGCAUUGAUAGUAAAGCCUUCAAAGGUCUGAAGAUGCUGUCGCGUCUAUACCUGGAUGGGAAUCUUCUAGAAGACGUGCCCUCUAACCUCCCACCCACACUACAGGAACUGAAGAUCAGUGAGAACAACAUGAGAAGGAUACACAAAACAAGCUUCCAAGGUCUGAGCAGCCUUGUGAUUCUGGAGUUGGAGGGAAAUUUGCUGAGUGAGGGAUAUGUAGAUCCUCUGGCCUUCAGGCCCCUCAUCGAGCUCUCCUACCUCAGACUGGGUAGAAACCACUUCCGCACCAUACCACAGGGCCUUCCCAGUUCACUGCUGGAACUGCACUUGGAGAACAAUUUGAUUGAGGAAAUCUCAGAGACAGUUUUCAAUCAGACACUGAGUCUGAACGUGGUUUCUCUUAGGCACAACAGGCUGGACGAAACCAGGAUUGCUCCUUUGGCCUGGAUCAACCACAGAAAUCUGGAGUCCAUUGACCUUUCACAUAAUGACCUUUACCUGGUUCCGUCUUACCUACCCAAAUCUCUGGUCCACCUAGUGCUGGUGGGAAAUAAGAUAGAGAGGAUACCUGGUUACGUCUUCGCCCACAUGGAUCCUGGUAUAGAGUACCUCUACCUCUCCUACAACAAACUGGAUGGUGAGGGAAUUGAACCAGAGUCGUUCUUCGGCUCGUACAACUCUAUGGUGGAAAUGUGUCUGGAUCACAACCAGCUGGUUUCUGUGCCCUCUGGCAUCAACGAGAUGACCAACUUACACUUCCUCAGACUAAACAAUAACAAUAUCAGGAGCAUCCCUGACGAAGGCAUCUGUGACGCAAACCACAGCGGAGACUCCACUCUGGUGGCCCUGAGGCUGGAGAACAACUACAUCGACCCUCAAAAGGUCUCACCGAGAGCCUUUUCCUGUGUACGCUCCUCUUCCAGUGUCGUCUUAAAACCUCAGAGAACCAAGUGACCGGAGUCCACACAAAUCCACAAAACCAAAAGACACACCUUUAACCCCCAUAAACAUAGAGAAAAAUACCAAGAUAAAUCUCUCCUGUAUCCAGUAUCUUCCUUUAAUGCAUCAUGUUGAAACUUAAAUAAUACCCACAAUGAUAAGGACAUUUGACAGAAGUGUGCAGGUUGAACAUGGGAAAAAAAGGAAUUUAACACAGUUACUGCUGAUGUUUUUGUCUUACGGGAAUGUACUCUCCUUUCAUAACCUUGGACUGAACCUGCAAGAGCUGCAUGCUAGAUUACUUUUCUUUUCUGGCUCUUAUUCAAUAUUUUAGGUCCUGCUAAGUUGUUUUGCUUUCACCUGGCCCACCUGUAACUUGUAUCAAGAUGACAGAACACCUUCAGACUUUUAAACAAAAGUCAUCUGUCUCAUAGAUAAAUGUUAAAAUGGAAAGAGCCCCUGCACCAUUCACAGUAAAAUAAAAAAACGCUAAUAAAGAAAUGGAAAGAAUUCUAUGAAGUGAGACCACAAGCCUGACACAUUACUUUUAAUAACCUCAGCACCUUCAUGUUCCAUUUCUCAGUUUCUUCCAAUGGCUUCUUUCAUAAGAACUCGGACAUGGAAAAGAAAUGCGGGAAGUGAGAUCACGUGUGACACAUCCUUCAAGCUCCUUGUGCUAAAGAUUAAGGGCCCGUUAAAGGAUUAAGUUAAAGCAAGCACUGCUGGAGAGUUCAUUCCUCUAAUAGAUGAAAGACAGAGAAGAUUUAACGAAACGUCUGCUCAUUUCCACCAUCUUUUACAUUCUUUAUGUCUUAACUCGGCAGAAACAAGAUGGUAACUUCCUCUUCUAAAGUUAAAACUGGAUUUACAUGUAUGCUUGAGGCAAAGUGUUAAUGGGAGUACAGUUCAGUUUUGUUUUACAGAUCAGUGUUGGAUUUCACUAAUUGUUGGCGCCAUUGGCCCCACAAUACUUCACAGAUGUAUCAAAUGUGAUUGGGUUGUAUUGUGCUUUAAUUAUCUGCCCCACAGUAACGGUUUAUUUUUACUUGGUGAUAUACAGUGACAAUGGAGUUACAUUCAGGUAAUUUUCGACCUCACCUUUUCCCAUUACUGAACAGGAGACUUUUACCUGCAGCCACUGUGUUCAUGUUGUUUCAUUCACUGCUGAGCAGGGAUCACAGUGAGCAGAGGGUUUGCAUUGGAGAUGUCUUUGCUAGAUGUUCUUGAACAGGAAAAGAUAUCUGAGCCUCAUUGUCUCUAUUAUCAACAAUCUCAGUCAGAAACUUGUAGGAAAAAAACACAAGUAGCCAAUCACCACUCUUCUGCUCAACAGAUGUUAUCUCCAUCGCCACUGUAGCCCUUAAGAGUAGUUAUACUUUUGAGGAGGCGUACAUCAGCUCUGAGGUAGCCUAUAAUAUAAAUCAAGCUAAGUCCCUGCUAUAAUUUCAUGGGGAUGAAUAUGGCCAUGUGGACUAGGUGGUCUGAGGAAACACUCAAACAAAUGCCUUUGACAGUAAGGUCUCUCUAAAAACUAUCCUUGCAAAAUAGAGCUGAGAUGUGGAAUUAACCACUUUUUCCAGUUAUAUUUCCUCACUGUAAAUUCACAUUUCAGAGCUUUCUAUAAAUUGUCUCCUCAGUAUUCUUCAACACAGAAA
This is a messenger RNA of Scomber scombrus (Atlantic mackerel), 4004 nucleotides long. It is a transcript of the gene ecm2, whose product is annotated as extracellular matrix protein 2, female organ and adipocyte specific. Bases 73 to 2364 code for a protein of 763 amino acids. Gene Ontology annotation, biological process: extracellular matrix organization; positive regulation of cell-substrate adhesion. Gene Ontology annotation, molecular function: heparin binding; collagen V binding; protein binding. Lineage: Eukaryota; Metazoa; Chordata; Actinopteri; Scombriformes; Scombridae. The transcript has 12 exons. The record is from RefSeq and is a predicted model, not a curated record. Gene Ontology annotation, cellular component: extracellular matrix.